Onychostoma macrolepis is the source of this 1028-nucleotide messenger RNA. It is a transcript of the gene s100v2, whose product is annotated as S100 calcium binding protein V2. The transcript is spliced from 3 exons. The coding region runs from base 148 to 450 and encodes 100 amino acids. Lineage: Eukaryota; Metazoa; Chordata; Actinopteri; Cypriniformes; Cyprinidae. The record is from RefSeq and is a predicted model, not a curated record.
UUUUUUUUUUCCUGAGUGGGAGGAUUCAGGAUGUCAGCCAAGAUGUGACAGAAGCGAUGGGACGCUGAGAGUGUAAAGUAACGAGCAUUGCACGACGGGAACAGCAAAGUUUAUCUAGAGCCAAGAAAAUAAAACAAAUCACGUCAAAUGGCGACACAGUAUUCUGACCUUGAGAAGGCCAUUGACACCUUGGUCUCAAACUUCCAUGCUGCUUCUUCUGAUAACCGGCCUACGCUGAAGGCAGAUGAGUUCAAGACUCUCCUCUCCUCCCAGCUGCCAACUUUAGUCAAGUCGGAUAAUUUUGGAGAAGUGCUGAAGCAAAUGGGUGUGAAAGAUGGGGAAGGCAUCAGCUUCAAGCACUUCUGGAGCCUGAUCCAGAAUUUGGCCUCGACCCAGCAUGGUCUGCUGAGCCACGAGAAGUUGUCCAAAUGCUCCUGUCUUUUACUAUGAGCCGUGGGCUUCGACUGCAUCUGCCACUAAGAUCUGGUCUCUCUGCAUCUCUGCAUUUAUCCAGAACCACUCAUCUCCAAACAAAACACUAACUUUUUUUCCUAAGUGUUCCAAUAAAUAAACACAAUUUGUACAUCAAGAUGUCUUUAUAUACAUUUUUUUUUUUUUUUAAUAAUAAUGUGUCAGGCAGUACAGCCAUCAUCUCUCCUCAUAUCAAGUAUCAGGUAAAUCUUAAUGUACAGACCAGUUAACUACUUCAUAUACCAUAACUGAACUGGAGUCCAAUUCGUUUUUCACUUGCAACUGGAUUUACAGCUUCCCAUAAGUGCAUUUAACAAGUGUUUCUCAGUAAGAAAAUAAAUAAACAAAAUCCUUCCUUUUUUUGUGAUAACACUACAUUUAAACUUACUGCCAUAAUAGUCUAUGUGUAUUUCAAGACAUAGAUAUGUACUGAGUGGUUUAUGCAAACAAAAAUAAUAAUAACAACAAUUUUUAUUUAUAUUUUGUAAUACUGUUUUUAUGGCCAAAAAUCAAUAACACCCUGAAUUAUUGUCUAAUAAAAUUCAUAUAAAAAAUCA